Molecule: messenger RNA, 1898 nt
Organism: Nicotiana tabacum (common tobacco)
Lineage: Eukaryota; Viridiplantae; Streptophyta; Magnoliopsida; Solanales; Solanaceae
Source: RefSeq, a predicted model, not a curated record
CAUAUCAGUUUCAGUGCAUGAACUUGGCCACGCUCUAGCUGCUGCAAGGCACUACAUUCUGGAAAAGCAGUGAGGGGAUACAGAUGGAGUACAUAGCUGUAUUUCUGGCUUCAUUAUUUCCAGGCGCUCUUGUGGCAUUCAAUCACGAGUUAUUGCUGGCAUUAUCCAAAGUUUCUGCUCUUCGUAUAUACUGUGCUGGCGUUUGGCAUAAUGCAGCUCUCUGUGCUGUUUGUGCUUGGGCGUUGUUUGUUGAACCCUUGAUCUUGUCUCCAUUUUACAUUCAUGAUGAAGGCCCCAUGGUGCUGGAUGUGUCUCCAACAUCGCCAUUGUCUGGCUAUUUAUCUCCUGGUGAUGUCAUAAUAUCAUUGGAUGGCAUCCGCAUCAAUAAUCUUCAGGAGUGGUCGCAAAUGAUUGCUAUACUAACUGAGCACUAUCAAAACUCUCAGAAUCACAGCCUUCCUGGGAACUCUAUGAAAACAAGUGUUGGUAAAGGCUACUGUGUUCCCUAUUCUUUGAUUGAAGAGAGCAAACAUAUUUCGUUGAAAGGCAAUGAAACUUCUUGCCCAGAUGAAUUAAGUCCAUUUAUUACCAUUCAAUGCUUGGAUCAGGCCAUGCCUGAUGAUGAUAAUCUUGAGGUUAACCAUCAAAGGGAUGGAGGUGAACUCCACUGCUUGUAUGCAACGGAUAUAUUAAACCUUGAGAAAUGUGGUGAUGGUUGGGGUAGAAUUCGUAACAACAGGAGCAGCUGCUUGUGUUCCAAGGACAAAGCAUGCUUUGUUCCACUUUUGUCGACCGGUGUAGCAUGGGUGGAGAUAGCAUAUUCAAAUCCUCCUCUGCAAUGCUCGCAACUUGGAACAAUGCGUGUUGUUGACGAUGAUAACUCAAGGGAGAACCCCUGUGUUAAGACUUUUGUUUUUGUGGGUGAUGUAAAUUCAAUGAAGCCUUCAGUUCUUUUGACUUCAUAUCAACCUCGUUGGUCCGCUAAAUUUGGUGCACAUCUUCCAUACGUACUGGAAAAGUUUUUGAUGUUCACCUUUAAUGUCUCUUUGGCCCUUGCACUUCUCAACAGCCUGCCGGUAUGUACUCAUAUAGAAAGGAUAACUUUCUCUGAUUUCCUUGUCUUUUAGCCCUCGUGUGGUCAUAUCUUGUUGUGUAUUUUCUGUGUUAAGCUUCAAUGGAACCUCAAUGUGAUGUUAGGAAAUACCAGUUUUGUGGGAGGUUGCAACAGCUUGAUGGUUACAGAAUUGUGCUGAUUUGGGCCCAAAAGGAUAGAAAUCAUUGUGGAUGAAAUGGGUCUUAUAAUGGAUAAUUUCUUAGAAAGAUUAAGCAUGAAAAGAGCUUGGAAAACAUGAAAGUCGAGGCAUGUUUAAUGCUGGAAAAACAGUGAUGAUUUUAUGGAAAGAUGAAAAGAAAAAAGAAAACAUUGCAAAUUAGGUUUCGUAAGGCAUCAUACCACAAGUUUAGGAUUAUUUGGAUGAAGGAAGAUUACUGAAGUAUCAUGUAAUAGGUUUACUUUAUGGAAUUGAGAGUAUGACAUACUUGGUGUAGAUGUUACCUACUCGUGCUCAAAAGGGUUACCCUUAACAUAUAGGAAGCAAAUGCUAUUCCUGUUCCAAACGACUUCUUAGGCCUCAUUUGUUUGCACUUAAUGGAGGUCUGAAUCUUAAUAAUUCAGAUCUCAAACAUUAAGUGCGUUUGCUUUUAAGUCUGAAUCUUAGUUAUUCAGAUCUUAAUAAUUAAGUUUGUUUGUUUUUUUUACUUCACAACCACGUAAUGAGUUUGAAUAUGUCUGUAUGAUUAAGAACUAUAACAGAGACUUAAUUUCAUUAAGAUGUUAUCACAUAUUCAUUAUUACCCGCCGCUACUGCCUACCACUAUCAACUACCAUCAUGCCACCA